Thalassophryne amazonica is the source of this 2051-nucleotide messenger RNA. It is a transcript of the gene rab31, whose product is annotated as RAB31, member RAS oncogene family. The record is from RefSeq and is a predicted model, not a curated record. The transcript has 7 exons. NCBI's taxonomy places the organism in Eukaryota, Metazoa, Chordata, Actinopteri, Batrachoidiformes, Batrachoididae. Gene Ontology annotation, molecular function: GTP binding; GTPase activity. Bases 101 to 685 code for a protein of 194 amino acids.
AGAAAAGGGAGGAAAAAAACCUCUACUGUUCAAGUAUGAGGAGACAAAAACAUUGAGGAAAUAUUUAUCAGAUUAUUAUUUAAAAGUUUAAGCUUUCACAAUGGCCAUAAGGGAGCUCAAAGUCUGCCUUUUAGGGGAUACUGGAGUUGGGAAAUCCAGCAUUGUGUGCCGUUUUGUUCAGGAUCAUUUCGACCACAACAUAAGUCCCACGAUAGGAGCAUCAUUCCUGACUAAGACUGUGCCAUGUGGAAAUGAGCUACACAAAUUUCUGAUCUGGGAUACAGCAGGGCAGGAAAGGUUUCAUUCGUUAGCUCCUAUGUAUUAUCGAGGAUCAGCUGCUGCUGUCAUCGUGUACGACAUUACUAAACUGGAUUCAUUCCAGACACUGAAGAAGUGGGUAAAGGAGCUGAAAGAACACGGACCAGAGGACAUUGUUGUAGCCAUAGCAGGGAACAAAAAUGAUUUAGGAGAUAUCAGGGAAGUGCCAAUGAAGGAGGCGAAGGAGUUUGCUGAAUCAAUUGCAGCUAUUUUCAUUGAAACUAGUGCCAGAAAUGCAGUCAAUGUUGAUGAACUCUUUCAAAAAAUCAGUAAACAGAUUCCGCCCCUGGAAAACCCAGAGGUGGAAAGCAAUGAGUCCUUCAAACUUACCGGGCAACCGCCCCCGUCCGCAAGGCGAUGCUGCUAGCACCCGCACAACCUGACGACAGUAGAUCCUUCAGCACCAGGGUCCCGCUUUGUGUGAUCACGCCUGCACAGCACACAGCUUCUUCCUCCUCAGAAAGCCUGGAGACGGCGGACAGAUGAAGGUCAGCUUGAGUCUGUAGUCAAACGUAACAUUAAAUGGACAGACCAGGCGCCGAUAUUUAAUAACGUCACUACAGCAGCUUUCCGCCCGUUUGCUUUAUUGAAAGGAGGUUAAGACACGGAAUGAAGUUUGUCUCCCUCUAGUGGUAUUUCUUUGACUUUGUGGUGUGGUAGCUCAGGCAUUUGUUUAUCUUGUUAGAUUUUUUUUUCUUUUUUUUUUAAUUUUGUUGGUAAAAUAGCAGUCUCAUUGUGCAGAGUAACUUUGAUAUCAGGCACAUCAUCUCUCGGGAAUCUAACGGACGGACUUUAAUAUAACCUUGUUGUGGGUGAGUAGGACUCUGGCUCCUCUACGAUACAAGUUGACUUAAUUUUUUUUUUUAAGCAUUCUUUUUUAAUUCAGGUCUCGUGUUUCCUCUGGGAGUCUUUACGGUCAUGUAUGAAUUAGCGCACACCUGCGUUGAAUUUAAUUGGAGCAGUUGAAUAUGGAGUUGGAGGCCGACCUGACGUUCGGUUUGUAGCUGGGAUACAGCUGUCAUAUAUUCCACUUCAUGUGUUUUUAGGCACACUUGCUGUUUAAGGUUUAACUGUAAUGUUGUGGACUGAACAGUAGAAAAACCUGAAGCAUAAUUGCAGUAUUACACCCCCUGUUGAAGCACUGAGACUCUGUGCUGGAUUUGUUUACAGAUUUUUAUUUUUAUUUUUUUUAAUAUGCUGAAGUUGUCUGAAAAUGAAUUACAGGGAAUGAUUGUAUAUGACAGCCAUACAAGUAUAUUUUCUGAAUGAGGGUUAUGUUUAAAAUCUGUAGACACAGAAAGUCUAAAUGUACUCUGGACAUGGCGACAGUAUGUUGUUGUUUCAAUAUGAUUCUGUUCUGAAUAUUCAGAACGCAGCAAAUUUCAACAAGCCACAAAUGACGUUUCAGUGUUGUCAUUUUCAGCAGUCUUUCUUUACACUUCUUCGGUACAUGAAUGUGGUCACAUUCCCAGUUACAGCACAAGUGAUGGUUUUAGGUCUGACCUCAGAAAUCCAUUUAGAAGUAGCAAAUAGGAGACUAGUUACCGUAUUUUCCGGAAUAUAAGUCACAUCUGUUAAAAAACAUGCCCCUUGAAGAGGAAAAACCCAUCAUAUAUCAGUCACACUAGAGUAUAAUUUGCAACUUUUUGUUUUAUUAUAUUUGUUUUUUUUUGUUUUUUUUUUAUUUUCAUUUCUGUAAUUUUGAUUUUUUUAUGCAUUGUUGUAGUUUUUAU